Molecule: messenger RNA, 913 nt
Organism: Drosophila eugracilis
Lineage: Eukaryota; Metazoa; Arthropoda; Insecta; Diptera; Drosophilidae
Gene: Jhbp2
Product: protein takeout
Exons: 7
Coding region: 93-842 (249 amino acids)
Source: RefSeq, a predicted model, not a curated record
ACGCAGUUCGAGCUCAUUCCUCAGUCGAGUCGCGAGAAAGUUGGACGUAGAGUAAGCGCAGCCGAAGAAAGCAGAAGACGACGAACCUAAAAAUGUGCCGCCAGAUUGGAUUCAUUUUGCUCAUCACCGUGCUGGGCACCACCUUUGCCCAGGAGCAGCCCUACUACCUUCAACAGUGUCCCCGGGAUGAGGCCCAGAUCAACGAGUGUCUUCGCGAGAGUGGCAACAAGCUGGUCCACUACCUCCAGAAGGGAGUGCCGGAGCUGGACAUCUAUGAGAUCGAACCCGUGAUGAUUGAUGAGAUCGGCAUUGUCCUGGGCAGUGGUCCGGAUGGCUACCGCGCUCUUUUCCGGAAUAUUCAAGCCUAUGGAGUUAGCAACAUUACGGUCACAAAUAUCCGCUCCGACUUGGACACGCUGCAGUUCCAGCUGACGUGCGAGAUACCCCGCAUUCGCGUCAAGGCUCAGUACCGAUCCACAGGUGUUCUGAUCUUGGUGAAGGCCUCCGGAGCUGGCGACUACUGGGGGGAGUAUGAGGGUGUGAAGGCCAAGAUCUACUUCAAGGCGCUGCCGAACGAGGGACCCGAUGGACGCACCUACCUGACGACGGACUCCGUCAAGAUGGACUUCAAUGUGAAGGAGAUCCAAAUGGGAGUGGAUAAUAUUGCCAAUGGCAAUUCGGUCAUACAGGCUGCCCUCAACCUGUUCAUCAACUCGAACUCCCAGGAGCUGCUCAAGGAGAUGAAGCCUGCGCUCAGAACCAAACUCACCCUGGUCAUUCGCAACUUCAUGGAUCGUAUCUUCGCCAAGAUCCCGCUGGACGAGUGGAUCAACCUGAAUUAGAAUGUAGUUCCCCUAGCCUAAGUCCUAAUUUAUUGCACACAGUUCAAGCUAAAUAAACCAAGUAAAGACAA